This is a messenger RNA of Vitrella brassicaformis, 2660 nucleotides long. The record is from the annotation of a GenBank genome assembly. NCBI's taxonomy places the organism in Eukaryota, Vitrellaceae.
CUGCCACAGAACUGGUCAGCACUCAGCUCACAAAACCACACACACGACACGACACGACAAGACACACGACACAUGACACUCACACGGAAAAAACCACGACCCCAUGGACCCCUUCCUUGGGUCAGUCAGUCAUGCCGUCUUGUGCUCAUCCUCCAUCCUCACAUAGUUGACAUUGUCGGUCGUCAUGUGGGUGUGGUCCACGGCAGUGGGGUACACGGCCGUGGGGUAGCAGUGCGGAUCAUGGUGCGAGUCCCCCCGCGAGUGGGAAUGGCUGAGGAGAUGCUCGUCCAGGUGCUCCACAUCGACAGCGUCCAUCGAGUACUCCCUUGACCGAGGCGGCCGGCCGCGUAGUGAGCUGGGCGAGGAUGUGAAGGCGAGGGCAUCUGGGCUGCGGGUGAUCUUGGGUGAUGCCUGGAUGGAAUCGGUCCGCGGCUUGGCGUGGGCGAGGGCGUCUGCCUCGUUGCGGGGUACCAGGACAAUCAGAGGCGAGUAGACGGCCAGGGCGAAGAGGUAGAUAAAGGCCGUGAUCAUGAACGUGUACCGACUGACAACGACCACACCAGACCAGAGACAGACAGACAGACCGAUGGAUGGGUGGAUUGAUGGAUGGAGAGGAGAUGAAUGCGGCUCCUGAUUGACUGACAAGUGUGUGUGUGUGUGUGUGUGAAGAUCUCUCUCUCACUAGUCGUGCGAGUCAGCAAGCAUGCCACCAAUGAAGGCGCUGCCACUCCAGGUCAUCAUUGUCAACGACUCGACGGCAUUCCUAAUUACACCCGCACACACGCCCCGCCCCAUCACGCCAUCAAGACACAAACUAGUGCCCAUCCUCCAACUUGCUCACCAUUUCCCCCGGUGCUUGCUAGGUGUGUAGUCCAUGAGGAUCGACCGAUCCAGCGGGUUGCAGGCGUUCUGGAAUGCGCCACGGACGAGGAACAGCACGAUGAGCGACGGCAGAUGGUACACUUGGGACAUGAGGAAUAAGCAGGUGCAGCCCGCCAGCUGCCACAUGAGUGAUGCGUGUGCCCGGCCCAUCUUGGUGCUGAGCUUCUGCGCGAGCUGCAUCCACAGGCCGAUGCAGGGGGGAUAGAUGGCCGUCAGGAUGCACACGUGCAUGGGGGUGAAGCUGCACACAACACCGGCAUGGCACAGACAUGAGUAACUAAUACCACUGACUGCAGUGCAGUGGGCGGGAUUGUCUUCUCAUUUCUGUCCACCCGUAGUCGUUUUUGAAGAAGAGAGGAAAGUACUUGACUGUCAUUCCCGCGCCGAUGCACAUGAUGAAGUCACAAAAGGCCCUGCAGACACAACACAACACAACACGCAGACAGACACAAUGAAGCAAGCAACAAAAAAUACAUGGCUGAGCGGAGCCGAGCCACCUAUCUUGUCUUGUCUUGUCUGUCUGCCCUGCGCAGUGUGGUGUGUUGCUCACUCCUCACACGAUAUAAGGGAUGCAUCGCUGUGCCGGUGUGAGAUUUUUGAGCAGCUCAGAGUCAUCCACAUCCUCCUUGUUGGCCUCCCCCGCUGCAGCAGCCGCUAUUCCCUUAUCUCCACUGGCCCCAGCCUCGCCAUUCAUGGCGACCAUGUGGUUUUCAUCGCUGCCUCCACCAUCACCUGCACCCCCAGCCCUCUGCUUGACGCCCGCCGCAUCACUCGACAUUGACGCAAAUGUCGACCCCGUGGUGCCAUUGCCAUUCAUCGAGGUGCUCGAUGUCGCCUCAUUGCUCUCGUUUGUUGCGGCUGCCGUGGCGCCCUUCACCCACGGCCUGGGGUGCCGAUAGAAGGACGUGCAUAUGCAGCAGAGGGGGGCGAAGAUGAUGGUGCCGAUGACCAGCGGGAUGUGGCAGAUGGACAGCGACCACUUGUCGCCAAAUGCCAGGAAGAAGACACACAUCAUGGCCGGCCCCACCCCGAGCCACACAGUGGUGAGGAUCCCCUUGUAGGUGAAGAGCUUCGAGCGCUGCCCGCGGUCGACAGAGUCGGCGAAGAUGGCCUCGGAUGAAGAGGAAAACAGCUCGGCAAAGACCCCCCAGAGAAGCAGGUUGAAGUAGAUGAGAUAGAUAGAGUCGGUCAGCAGUGCGUAGGCUCCACUGACGGUAGCCACGAGGCCGAUGAUGCCACUGGCCUUGGCGAGCAGCGUCCUGUCCAAUCUGUCGACCAGCAGCCCCACAGGGACUGCGCAGAUGAGCGACGUCAGACCGCUGAUGGACUCGGCGAAGCCAACAGCUGUGUGAAGGACACAACACGGUGGGCGGGACACAUCUGCCUGAGAUGUUUGCACAGCACUCAUUGUCUGACUGUGUGUGAAUGCUUGCCUCUGUUGGCCUUGGCCUCGCCCCAGAUGCUGCUCGACAGCAGAUAGAGGUACGUGUCUGCAGAUCAUCGAUGGAUAACGCAAGACAAACACAACAAAACAGCGCAGCGCAGAUCCUUGCCACCGUUGGUUGCUGCACUCAUGGUUUUGCCACAAUCAAUCUUUUCCUCCUCACCGAAGAUGCCUCCUUGUGCCGUGGCAUAGUAGAGAGUCGACAGGGCCGACACGGCGAAUGUCAGCCUGACAUUGAUGCGCCGGUUCUUGGCGUACAGCUCGGCGCGCGAGAACGAAGCUGCCAAAGGCAGCAUCGGGACCACAAAGCAAUGGGAGAGAACGCUUCGUCGCG